AACCCAAACCCACAGUUAAUUACGUUCUUUGUGCUGAUCAGAGUUAUUUAGGUGUAAAAUAGCUGUUGGUUUGGCUCUUUUCAGGCAUUUUUAUUGGGUAGUUUCCAUGGUGGCCUGGUAACCGCGCGUCAAACAACCUCCUGCAAGGUAACCAGGCAAUGUACUGGUAGAAAUCUCAAAAUGUCUGCAACUAGUAGGUCGAGCAAGAAAGUAGAUAUUUUGAGCAAGAAGAUCCCAGAAAACCCCAAAUACAAGCAUGUGAAAGCUACCGUUGACACGGGAUCUAGUGUUACCAAGUACAUGGAAAGGAUCGAUGAAAUCCGAAAAAAUUACAAGUUCAGGAAAGAUGAAAUCUUCAAAAGAAUGAAAGCAUCGACCUUUGCCCAACUGGUGUUGCAAGUAGCACAAGUUUUGCAAGUCGAGCAAGACAGAGAAUCUCUAAUGACGGCUGAUUUGCAAAGAACAAUAGUGCCUGAAGAAAAGGAAUCAGUUGAAGACGGGGAGAAUGUGCCACCAUUAAACUUGGGUGAUGACAGACCUGCAACAUCUGGCACUGCAACUUCGAGGUCAACUCUUCAAAGUUUAAUUCAUGGAGUGGGAGAGAUAGACGUCAAAGAUCAAGACAGUGACCAUAAUAAAUCAUCAGAAAUGCCAACAGAGACACCUUUGAGCACAGUUGCCCCUGAUGUGGAAUCCAUGCCGUAUCUGCUACUAGACCUACGUGAUAAAGAAGCAUUUGAUAAAUGUCACAUUAUUGGAGCUCUGCAUUACCCAUCCAGUAUGCUUUCAAGGUCUUAUAAUUAUUUCACUAAAGAGAUACUUAUAUUUAAAAACAAACUUGGAAAAAUUAUCAUCCUUUAUGAUGAAGACGAAAGGCUCGCAGCCCCGGCAGCAACAACAUUUGUUCAGCGAGAGGUGGACAAUGUGUUCAUGUUAUCUGGGGGCUUGAAGGUGCUAGCAAAGAAAUUCGCCCAAGGAAUGAUUACCGGGACUCUUCCGGCAUCAUGUCUUCCUACCCCUCCCCCCACAAGAAAGGGCUCAGGAAAGUCAAACAGGCCGGGCACUGUAGCACCUCUAUUGCCUUAUCAUGUGAAAUAUUUCACAGCAGAUCAUCUUGAGAGAAUUCAAGAUGCUUUGGAUGAUGAGCUAUUGCUUCAAGACAGCCGAAUGAGUUCAAGAGUCUCCAGUCGCUCUACUGCAAGUGUUGCGAGUAGUCGCGUUUCCACAGCAACAUCCACUGCAAGCAAGAAGCCCUCAUGGAAGUGAUGAAUGAUAAUGUGCUCUUAUCAACAAUGUUGCUUCUUGCAGUUAGCGGUGCAGUGUAAAAUGUCUAAAUGGACCCACAGAUUCUAGUUGCUCCAUCCCACUGCACGAGUUUACCUCUUAUGAUGUUUAUAAUCCUUACACAGAAUAUAAUAAGAAAAAAAAAAACGAAAACCAAAAAGUACUAUGCACUUAUAAGAAACUGUAAAAGACUGAAGCACCAGGGCUCAGGAUAAUUGAGCCGCAUCUCAAUAAUAUUUUCAAAGUUUUUGACAACAUAUUUUUUUAAUUCCUGAAAAGGUUGACUUCAUGUGACAUAGGAGAGUGUUAUUUAGCAGCUACACUAGGAGAAUAACAAAAAAUGUUAAAAGAAUACACACUUGUGGUUCUUUCACAUGAUAUUUGCAAACUCUAAGAAAAGCUAAAAAAUCUGGAAAAUCAGAUUGCGAUUUAGAUCAACAACUGUAUAGGACAAUUGUGAGGAAUGCCAGGAGAUAUAAGAUAAAUAUAUGGAAAGUGUAUUUUUGCCAGGCAAUUAAGGUGGACGGCCCUGUCUGGGAUAGUAAGUGGGUAAUGUGUUUGAAUAGACCCUUAUGAGAUCCUGUUUGCAGGCUAAGAGCAGAAAGUAUGAUCAUAAUUUGAAUGGGACCUUAAGGUCAUGGCAAGCUCUUUAUUAUUAGAAAAAAAUAAUCAGAGUUAUAAUAUAGAAGAUUGAUAAUUAUACAUUAUAUAGUUUGCAUAAUGUAUAAUUUAGUCAGUAUUUUAUUAAGCAAGCCAGCUAUAUAUAACAAACCAGUUAUUUUGCACAGAUCUGGAUAUGAAGAUGAAUAAUUUUCCAAGGGGCAGAAUAGGUGUAAAUUAUAGGUGUAAAGUAUUUUAGAAGCAGUUGUAGAGUUGUAUAACUUAAACGUGUGUGAUAACCAGCCCCAAUUGUUUUGAAAAAGCUCCAAGCAAAUGACCUGAGGUUAAGAGCACAAAGCUUUACUGCUGUUAAUCGUGUUCCUAAUAAAAAUGCUGGUAAUA
Molecule: messenger RNA, 2286 nt
Organism: Nematostella vectensis (starlet sea anemone)
Lineage: Eukaryota; Metazoa; Cnidaria; Anthozoa; Actiniaria; Edwardsiidae
Product: centrosomal protein of 41 kDa B
Exons: 11
Coding region: 181-1266 (361 amino acids)
Biological process (GO): cilium assembly; protein polyglutamylation
Cellular component (GO): ciliary basal body
Source: RefSeq, a predicted model, not a curated record